CAGUUUAUCUAGACAAUUCUUUCAUUAUAAGGGAGAUAAGUCGUAAGGUCUUAUUACACGCAGCUCAGAUUAUGUCCCCCCUUUAGUUGAAAGGUCGCAGUUAAUGCUAGGGCUUACGUCAUCAGUCGUCUACGUCAUAUAUUCCGGACUUUAGUUGAAAGGUCACAGUUAAUGCUAGCGCUUACGUCAUCAGUCGUCCACGUCAUAUAUUCCGGAGCACAUGGUCCAGUCUCUUUUUUUAUGUGAAUCGAAGUUGAAUCGUAUCCAAAAAGGAGGAAUAUUUACCAAACAACAGCUUUAUCAGAUAAGUUAAUUUGUCACAAUUAUUAAAUAGUUGAAUUUCAUGUACAAAAUUGAUAUUUGAUUUAUAAUAUCCGGAUAAAUAUAGUAUUAACUAUAGUAAAUAAAUUAUAAUCAUACCACGAGGUGUGGCCGUGGGAGACGGUGACAUCGGCUAGACCAGUUACUGUAUAAAGUGAAACAAAGUUGUACUCUUUAUAUCAGUGAAUUUAUCAUUAAACACUGUUUUCACUAUUAAAUUAUAUUUCCUAGGAUGCCUAAGGCAAAGGCGAAAUCUAACAGACAGGGAAACCCCGUUUCGUUUCCACGCCAUUCCUCAAGGUCAUUGGCAAGAGGUCAAUCGGCGCGGCCAAGAAAACAAACUUGCAAAGCAACACCAACAGCUGAACAAAAUGUGGCUGUCAAUGUGGAAGCACAUGUUCCUACCGAUACUGAGCAUGGUGAUGGCAAUUUACCCACAGGCUGUCAGGUAGCUGGCAACCCCGCUCCUGAGCUUCAGCAAGAGCAUCACGUGAUUGGGUUUUCCAAUGGUUUCUCAAGGCUGUCUCCUUCUGAAACCUCCAAUAUCCAAGAUAACGUUGGCCAGCCUUGUCAAAAUAUUUGGAUCGUAGGGUCUUCAAUCAUUAAGAGAGCAGAGGCACAUGCUAAAACGAGGCCGAUGGGACGUCACCUUGGUCUUCAGCGACGCGGUGUUACUGUAUUUUGGGCUGGUCAUCCGGGCUUACAUUAUAGGCAACUUUACAAUAUUAUUUCCUCAAUGUCUUUUUGUUUGCCACCACCAAGUUUUAUUGUUUUACACUUUGGUGGCAAUGAUAUAGGUCUAGAACCAUGUGGUGUUUUAAGACACCAUUUUAAAGAAGUUAUUUCUCAGAUAAUGAGAAUUUUGCCUAGGGCCUGUAUUGUUUGGUCCUCUAUAUUACCUCGUUUUGUCUGGAGGUACUCCGAAAAUAAUAAAGCUAUGGAUGAAAAUCGGAAAAGAAUAAAUAGAGCAUUGAUAUAUUUUCUAGCCCAGCUUGGUCAUAAGUGUAUAAAACAUCCAGAUUUUCAAGAUAAAAUGCCAGCAUUAUUUUCUGAUGAUGGUGUACAUUUGUCUUAUAUUGGAAAUGAUAUAUUUUUAAACACAAUUCAAGGUGCUAUUGAAACAUUUUUGACUAAUAAUGCAAACGUAUAUCCAAUUGACUGAAUAACUAAAAGCCUGACAGCGGCGAAAAAUUAAAUUUGGCGUGAGCACUGCGUACUCAUUGGCAGAAUUUUUCGACGCAGUGUUUUAUUAACUAAAAAUAAUUCAAUUUAAGUUAAAGAAAGAUAUAAAACAUUGUGUUAAAUACUGUUUGUGAUUGAACCCCAACAGUUAGAUCUAGCAGUAAUCAUUAAUUCGGCGAUUGGUCAUUCAAUCUGCCAUUGGACUUGUUGUGUACGAGUCGAACUUGAAAUUGAUUUGUUGAUUUAUGUAUGAUGAACUGAAUGAUAAACAAUGACUUGUGAAUGAAAAACAGUGAUAAAUGAUGGUUUAAUAAUGAUUAUACAAUCAAUAACAAAGUGGCUUGGUCUAUUCCCCAGCACUAUUAUUUUCCUUUGCAUGUUUCAAUUUUUUUCAUGAAUUCGAUAUCGUCGACUGUCAGGCAAUUAUUCCACUAAUAAAUUUUAAUGAUAAUGUAAUUUUGUUUUGAUUCAUUAGAAUUUGUCAUUGAUAAUAAGCAUUAUCCGUGUUAAUGUGAUAAUGCAGUUUAUCUAGACAAUUCUUUCAUUAUAAGGGAGAUAAGUCGUAAGGUCUUAUUACACGCAGCUCAGAUUAUGUCCCCCCUUUAGUUGAAAGGUCGCAGUUAAUGCUAGCGCUUACGUCAUCAGUCGUCUACGUCAUAUAUUCCGGACUUUAGUUGAAAGGUCACAGUUAAUGCUAGCGCUUACGUCAUCAGUCGUCUACGUCAUAUAUUCCGGAGCACAUGGUCCAGUCUCUUUUUUAUGUGAAUCGAAGUUGAACCCGCCCACCCUACCCA
Molecule: messenger RNA, 2297 nt
Organism: Ruditapes philippinarum (Manila clam)
Lineage: Eukaryota; Metazoa; Mollusca; Bivalvia; Venerida; Veneridae
Exons: 2
Coding region: 554-1483 (309 amino acids)
Source: RefSeq, a predicted model, not a curated record